Andrographis paniculata is the source of this 1876-nucleotide messenger RNA. RefSeq names its product UDP-glucose 6-dehydrogenase 5. Gene Ontology annotation, biological process: glycosaminoglycan biosynthetic process. Bases 175 to 1617 code for a protein of 480 amino acids. Gene Ontology annotation, molecular function: NAD binding; UDP-glucose 6-dehydrogenase activity. NCBI's taxonomy places the organism in Eukaryota, Viridiplantae, Streptophyta, Magnoliopsida, Lamiales, Acanthaceae. Gene Ontology annotation, cellular component: cytosol; nucleus. The record is from RefSeq and is a predicted model, not a curated record. The transcript is spliced from 2 exons.
ACCGCGGUGCGAGAUCUCGCGUCGCCAACGAUUAUAUAACGAAGCUGCCAGCCUUCUGAGCUCUCUCACGUUCUCUUCUCGGACGCCAAUUUCAUUCCUCGCGCGAUUAUUCUUAUUCUGUCUGCGCUGCAGGAUUAGCUACUGUGAUUCGGAGGCCACUGGAAAAGGGGAAAAAUGGUUAAGAUUUGCUGCAUCGGAGCAGGGUACGUAGGAGGCCCUACCAUGGCUGUGAUAGCACUCAAAUGUCCCAAAAUUGAAGUCGCAGUUGUCGACAUCUCUGUUCCUCGUAUCAGUGCCUGGAACAGUGAUCAGCUUCCCAUCUACGAGCCAGGCCUUGAUGAUGUCGUGAAGAAAUGUCGCGGCAAGAACUUAUUCUUCAGCACAGACGUGGAGAAACAUGUCUCUGAAGCCGACAUUGUCUUCGUCUCCGUCAACACCCCAACCAAGACCCGAGGUCUCGGAGCUGGCAAAGCCGCAGAUUUAACCUACUGGGAGAGCGCUGCCCGCAUGAUCGCCGAUGUCUCUAAAUCCGACAAGAUUGUUGUCGAAAAAUCCACCGUCCCCGUGAAAACAGCCGAGGCCAUCGAAAAGAUCCUGACCCACAACAGCAAGGGAAUCAACUACCAAAUCCUCUCCAAUCCGGAAUUCCUCGCUGAGGGGACAGCCAUCGACGAUCUUUUCACCCCCGAUAGAGUCCUCAUCGGAGGCCGGGAAACCCCGGGCGGCCAUAAGGCUGUUCAAGCACUGAAGGAGGUCUACGCCAACUGGGUUCCGGAGGAUCGAAUCCUCACCACCAAUUUAUGGUCUGCCGAGCUCUCGAAGCUCGCCGCAAACGCAUUCCUUGCCCAACGAAUCUCAUCCGUCAACGCCAUGUCCGCUCUCUGCGAGGCCACCGGCGCAGACGUCUCCCAAGUCGCCUACGCUGUCGGCAAAGACACCAGAAUCGGCCCCAAGUUCCUCAACGCCAGCGUCGGCUUCGGGGGGUCGUGCUUCCAGAAGGACAUCCUCAAUCUAGUCUACAUCUGCGAGUGCAACGGCUUACCCGAAGUCGCUGAAUACUGGAAACAGGUCAUCAAGAUCAACGACUACCAAAAGAGCCGAUUCGUCAACCGCGUCGUCGCCUCCAUGUUCAACACCGUCGCCAACAAGAAAGUCGCAAUCCUCGGGUUCGCCUUCAAGAAGGACACCGGCGACACUAGAGAAACUCCCGCCAUCGACGUCUGCCAAGGAUUGCUCGGCGAUAAGGCCCAGCUGAGCAUCUACGAUCCUCAGGUCACUGAGGAUCAAAUCCAGCGGGACCUGUCGAUGAAGAAAUUCGAUUGGGACCACCCGCUCCACCUCCAGCCGAUAAGUCCCACUUCGGUUAAGAAAGUUCAGUGUGUCUGGGACGCGUACGAAGCGACCAAAGGCGCGCACGCUGUCUGCAUUUUAACUGAAUGGGACGAGUUCCGGAAGCUCGACUUCAAGAAGAUUUACGACAAUAUGCAGAAACCGGCAUUCGUUUUCGACGGUCGGAAUGUUGUGGAUGUGAAGAAGCUUAGGGAGAUGGGUUUCAUUGUGUACUCAAUUGGCAAGCCGCUGGAUGCUUGGCUUAAGGACAUGCCUGCCGUCGCAUAGAUGCAAAACUUGAUCGCGCCGGAGGGUUGCCGGGCACGUAUUUUUACACUAUUCUUUUUUGAUUCGUUAUUGCCAUUUUUAUUGAGUUUAUUGUUCUGUGGGUAGAAGUUGAGGACGAUGAUGAUGAUGAUUGCGUUUUCAUUUUAGCGUUUUGUUUUGCAUUCUUCAGGAACCUUGUUUGCUGUUGUAAGCUUAUGAGUUUGUAAUAAAAUUUACUAAAUGCAUGCUUCAUUAUUAUUAUUAUUAAUUGCAAUAAGAG